AUGAACGAGCUUAGGAUAAAUGAGAAAUGUCGUAACAUUACUCAUAUGGAACCAAAAGCUUUUCAAAUUUUCUGUGAGAUGCUUAUAAGAGAUGGUGGUCUUCGACCCACAAAACGUGCAAAUGUUGAAGAGCAAGUUGCCAAAUUUCUUCACAUUAUAUCACAUAAUGUGAGGAAUCGGACAAUGUCAUUUUUCUUUUGUCGCUCUGGUAAAACCAUAAGCCGUCAUUUUCGUAGUGUGUUAAAAGCAGUAAUCUUAUUGGAAGGACAGUUUCUCAAGCAGCCUAGUGGAUUGGACGUCCCCCUAGAAAUACUCAAUAACGAUAGGUUUCAUCCAUAUUUCAAGAAUUGCAUUGGGACAAUUGAUGGAACACAUGUUCGUGUGAAAGUAUAUCAUGGUAGGAAAAAUUAUCCAACAGUAAAUGUGUUAGCAGCUUGUUCAUUUGACAUGAAAUUUACCUAUGUUUUACCUGGAUGGGAGGGUACCGCUUCAGACUCAAGCGUUAUGACUAGUGCACUAAAAAGAAAAGGAGAUAAAUUAAUACUUCCUGAAGGAAAAUUUUAUCUUGCUGACGUCGAGUACCCAUUAAAGGCUGGACUUAUCACGCCUUAUAGAGGUGUGCGCUACCAUUUAAAAGAGUAUAUCUCACGCCGACCAGAGAAUCCUAGAGAGUUAUUCAACCUUCGACAUGCAUCACUGCGCAAUGUUAUUAAGAGAAUUUUUGGUGUGUUGAAGAAACGAUUUCCUAUCAUAGGAAGCAGAACUGAACCAACAUAUGAUGUUACAACUCAAAUUGAUAUCAUUUUAGCUUGUUGCAUCAUACACAACUAUUUAAUGGGCAUGGAUCCGAAUGAAAGGCUUAUUAAUGAAGUAGAUCGGGAGUUGUUAAAUGAAACUCCAAAUGAAAAGCGUGGUCCAAUGGAAAGAAAUAUAAGAAUGAGUAAUCAAUCAAACAUAAGUGGUGGGUCGAAGAGGGAUAGAUGUGUUUGGACUGCACAAAUGAAUGAUAUUUUUGUAGAUGCGUUGCAUAAUCAAUUUGUGAAGGGGAAUAUGAUUGAGGGCACAUUUACAACAAAAGCUUAUAGUGAGAUUGUUCACGAAUUGACAGAAAGACUAGGUAUCGAUAUCAACAAAGAUAAAGUGAAAAAUCGAUUGAAAACAAUCAAGAAAACAUUUCACGAGUGUUUUGACUUAUUCAAAACUGGUUUGAGUGGGUUUGCUUGGAGUGAAGCAACAAAAAUGUGGUAUGCUGAACCUGAAGUUUUGGCUUCUUCAAUUGAGUUAAAUCCAGCAGUUGAGAAAUGGAAGACUACUCCAAUUUUCAACUAUAAUAAGUUGCUGGAUUUAUUUGGCAAGGAUAGGGCAAUUGGGUCUAAUGCAGCAACUGCUGAGGAGAUGAUUAAUGAUUGGAAUGAGGUAAGUUUGGAUAAUACAUUUUUUAUGGAUCAUGAGUUUGAGAAUAUGAAUAUGAUGUCUCCUGAAACACCUUCAAGUGAACCUCCCAUUCCACUUCUUCAAAAGGAAAAAAGAAGAAGGAAUUAUUCGACUGGUGAUGGAGAUAAUGAAAUAAUUGAAAUGGUGAGAGGUGUGGCUGAAGCUCUUAAAGAAGGAAAUGACCUUCAUAAAACAUUCAACAAUAUUUAUGAGAAGUGCAACCAAAAGGGAAAAUAUGAAGAAGAAAUCUUUAAAAUGUUUGGCAAAAAUUGGACUAGAGGGGCAUGCAAUGAUAGAUCAUCCAGCUAG
Molecule: messenger RNA, 1743 nt
Organism: Cornus florida
Lineage: Eukaryota; Viridiplantae; Streptophyta; Magnoliopsida; Cornales; Cornaceae
Exons: 6
Coding region: 1-1743 (580 amino acids)
Source: RefSeq, a predicted model, not a curated record